UUCUGAACAAAAUUGUAAUUUGUGUCUGCAAUAGUGAUGGUCGGGAGUUAGAAAAGCCGAAAGUCGAGACUGAGAAUCAACCCCGAGACCGAGAGAUUAAGAGGUAUAUCAUUAGAUGCCUCUCAUAAUCCCCAAAAUCCCUUGAAUCCCCAAAUCAAAUACACCUCUUACUCCCUAAAUCUCUCGAUAUCCAGCAUAGUCCACUGACACAAACGGCCAUAACUUUGUUGAUUUACCUAAGCCAGAUUUCGUUGGUGUUUGGCUUGCGUAUAAAUGGAUAAUUGGCGAAUAAAUUGGCCAACAAUGUCCCGCGAAUAAAUGGGGUGUCUGCCUAAACUGCGCAAGUUCCAGUUUUUCUUUCACGUUCCUUUUUGUUACAUUUGCUAGAUUUUUAAAGAAGAAUAUGUCAUAUGAUAUUGAAGAAACCAUAAAAAGGAUUCAAUCACAAAAAGGCGUUGUUGGUGUAAUUAUUAUGGAUAAUAUUGGAAGAGCAAUUCGUUCAACUUUGGAUGAUGAAACUACAAAUCAACAUUCAUUAUUACUUCAUCAAUUAUGUGAUAAAUCAAAAAAUACUGUGAAAGAAAUGGAUGCUUCUAAUGAUUUGACUUUUUUGCGUCUUCGAACGAAGAAAAAUGAAAUUUUGGUUGCCCCAGAUAAAGAGUAUAUGAUUGCGGUUAUUUACAAGGCUCCUGCUUAG
This is a messenger RNA of Meloidogyne enterolobii, 697 nucleotides long. NCBI's taxonomy places the organism in Eukaryota, Metazoa, Nematoda, Chromadorea, Rhabditida, Meloidogynidae. The record is from the annotation of a GenBank genome assembly.